Octopus sinensis (East Asian common octopus) is the source of this 605-nucleotide messenger RNA. RefSeq lists its product as uncharacterized. Gene Ontology annotation, cellular component: extracellular region. Lineage: Eukaryota; Metazoa; Mollusca; Cephalopoda; Octopoda; Octopodidae. Bases 9 to 545 code for a protein of 178 amino acids. The transcript has 2 exons. The record is from RefSeq and is a predicted model, not a curated record. Gene Ontology annotation, molecular function: cytokine activity.
ACAACGCAAUGAAGAUAACUAAGAUGCUCCCCCAGAUUGUAAUCUUCCCAGCCUUCAAUGUCAUCUUGUUCGUCGCCUCGGCGUCAAUUCCAAGCCAAUGUGAAAUACCAACAUCUCUGAAAGUUCAUUUCGAGAGUCUGCCCAGAGCAGACAUGGGUAAUAAUUUUUUUCUACCAGUGGAAUUUCUUCGAGCCGAAAAGAUCUUGACCCCACUAAGCGAUGGAAAUCAAACUAGUCCAGAAUCUAAUGAUUCUUCCGGUAACAUACGUGAAAGUUCAACCUCUCCUUGGUACCUGAAAACUACCUAUAAUUCAACACUUUACUUUCCAACACAUACUGAAGCUGUGUGUCCUUGCAAUAAUUGUCAGGACAGUAACCACAAUCAUCAUUGUGCUAAAAUUUUUUCUAAAAUAACUGUCCUCAAACGUACACGUGAAUGUGUUGGUGAACUGUGUGUAUAUAAACCAAUUGUAAUUGAUGUAGCAACAGCUUGUGUAUGUGCACGGAAAGUCAGAUUCACAAAUAAAGGAAAUGAAAAACUAUGAGGAAAAUGAACAAUGCUCAAAUGGAGAGUUAUUCAAGAUCGCUUAAGUAGAGGACUAUAU